AUGGCGAUGGCUCCUCUCCCAACCGUUCGUCGUCUUCCACUAACGUCCUGCAGAACAACAGCACCAACCUCGUCGCCAUUAUCCGUUCGCCGUCCACGGCCAAGAGCCCUUUCCAUCCCUCGCGUCCACUUCUGCGCCAGCCGGACCCCGCAAGCCCCUGCCGCUGCUAGGGAGGCUGCUGCUUUCUGGGCUGGGAAGCUCGCCGGCGCUGUGCCAUGGAAGGCCGCGUUCUCCGGCGUGCUCGCCGUCGCCGUCUCCUUCACCUGUCUUGUUGGUUUGGCCAAUGCCAGAACUGGGGUAAACAAACCAGAAUUGCUUCCUAAAGAAUUUACUACCGUCAUCGAUGUUGCUGGUUUUCUCUUGUCAGGCCAGGAAAACCGUUUGCGCCAAGAGAUAGAAGACCUGGAGAAGGAUACAGGGUACAAACUGCGAGUCCUUGCACAAAAUUAUCCUGAUACACCUGGAUUGGCUAUCAAAGAUUUUUGGCAGGUUGAUGAGCGUACUAUUGUUUUUGUUGCUGAUCCAACCUUUGGUAAGAUACUUGCAGCAUAA
This is a messenger RNA of Miscanthus lutarioriparius, 552 nucleotides long. The record is from the annotation of a GenBank genome assembly. NCBI's taxonomy places the organism in Eukaryota, Viridiplantae, Streptophyta, Magnoliopsida, Poales, Poaceae.